Molecule: messenger RNA, 2988 nt
Organism: Polypterus senegalus (gray bichir)
Lineage: Eukaryota; Metazoa; Chordata; Cladistia; Polypteriformes; Polypteridae
Product: cadherin-related family member 3-like
Exons: 19
Coding region: 242-2785 (847 amino acids)
Biological process (GO): homophilic cell-cell adhesion
Cellular component (GO): membrane
Molecular function (GO): calcium ion binding
Source: RefSeq, a predicted model, not a curated record
UGUAUCCUCAAAAAGAAGGAACUUCAAACCAGCCAAUUCUCAAUCUCACUUGAUAUUCCUGUUUGGCAAUGAAACUCAAUACACCUAAACUGCCAGCCAGGACGCUGUAGAGAAACGUCUGUGUGACACUCCGAAGAGCACAAAGUGGUGUGGGCAGGUGCCCCCGUAACACCUAGAAACCAGAGAGUAACAAACGCACCCAGGCAAACCUGGACCACGGCGGACCGAGUCCGGGGACACCAUGUGGAAUCGGCUUCUCGCUGUCAUUUGUCUGGCUCUGCCCUCCGAUGUCUUCAGUGCCCUGACCAUAACUGUGGACCCUCUAAUCAAGACCAUCGCAGAGAACUGUCCUGGUGGGACAUCGGUGGCUUCCAUCAACGUCUCAGUGCCUGUUGGCGCCACUCUGAAUGGAAACCCUGUCAUCGUCAAUUCAAGCCCCGCAUACCACCCGUUCUUCAUUGCUUCCAGUGCUGCCAGCCAGUGGAGUGUGAUCACCGCCUCCGCUCCCAUUCUGGAUUUUGAAGCUGUUCCCACCUACAGGUUGCAGAUCCUGGUGCAGGAUUCCAAGGGGAGGUCUGCCUCCCAGUUCAUCACGGUGGAGCUGAGCGAUGUGAACGAGCCUCCCUUCUUUACCGGGGCCCUGGCACUACAAGAUGCUGAGGUGUUCCUCCCAGAGGACAUUGUGAACAACACUCUCGUCUAUAAAGUCGCAGCUCAGGACCCAGACGUGACUGACCUCCAGCUCCAGUUCACCAUAGUCAGCAUUUCCCCAGGAAACACGGGAUUUUCGAUUGAUGGUUCCGGUGGGAUCUUCACGGUGAUGGCAUUUGACUACGAAGGAGCUACGAAAAGCUACAUGGUUUCAGUAAGAGUUCAGGACCACGGAGGCCUUGCUGUCCUCGGGAAUAUCAAAGUGUACAUCACCAACGUCAACGAUAAUGGACCCACCUUAAACUGCACCUUCAUAGGUUACAGUGCUGGCACUAAAACCCUCGUGCCUCAAACUUCGACCUCAGGUGGGACAGCCCGCUUCAAAGUGGACGAGGAGUUGACCAUUGGCACCCUGGUGGCCACCUGCGUGGCCAGUGACGCGGACCUCAUGAACGACCUGUCCUUCCGCCUUCAGCCGGAUAACCCCCUCUUGUCGGUCAGCACGCGAGCUGGCAGUGUGCUGACAGCGGCUCGGAUGGAUGUGGAAAGCGAUGGCUUUGUGCCACUCCAGUCCUUUGCCGUCAUGGUCUGCGAUGGAGGCGGGAGAUGUGCAGCCAUCCCGGCCACUCUUGAAGUUCUGCCCAUUAAUGAUGUGCCACCAUACUGCUAUCAGUCCUUUUACAAUUUUAUCCGUGCAGGCUCCAUUCCUGCUAACACCACCGUGGCCAGUCUUAACUGUUUCGACGGUGACAAACCCCCAGAUGCUCUUCAGUACACUCCAUAUGGAGGACUUCUGGGACCAGGGCAGCUGUUUCAGCAGGUCACUGGCUCACCGAUGACCAUUCAGGUCACUCGUACUCUGGACUUUAAUGAUCCUGCAGUUGUGGCUGCUGAGCACAUUUACCAGAUCAUGAUAGUCAUCUCUGACUCCACCAGCCCUGUUCACAAUGUAACAGCGACAGUCGUAGUGGAGGUGACCGCAGUCAAUGAGUUCACUCCUGUUUUUGAGUCAUCGCUUUAUAAAUUCAGUGUCCUUGAAACCUCAGUUGAAAACUACCAAAUUGGAAGCGUGCGGGCCACGGACGCCGAUUACCCUUUGAACUGUGUGUCCUACACGAUCGCCAGCGGAGACUCGCAGCGCCUGCAGCGGUUCUGGAUUGACCCGGUUACUGGGACGAUUGAGCUGAUGACCAGCCCCGAUGCAGAAACGGUGCGGGAGUACAAUUUGACCGUGCAAGCGAGGGACUGUGGGCCUGUUAACGUCAAGAGCACCAGCACCACGGUGAAAAUUGAAAUCGUUCCAGAAAACGACAAAAAGCCUGUGUGCAUCCCAGCGACUUACAAAUCGGUCAUUUUUGACAACAUCACGGUGGGAACGCCCAUCAACAUGUUCAGACUGAGCUGUAAGGACUUCGACUCGGCCGAUGAAGAGCUACGCUAUGAAAUCGUCUCAGGAAAUGUGAACAACCACUUUGGCUUUGACCCGUCCAGGGGCUCCAGUUCUCCUAAGAUGAUUUUAAAGUCCCCUUUCAGUGAUGCCGACAUGCAGGACUUCUACCACUUGGUGGUCUUCAUCAUUGAUGACAACGUGAAAGUCAGUAAACCGAGGACAGGCUCCGUCUUGGUUGACAUUAGCGUGAGGAAAGCUGCAACACCUGCGCCCCCAACAACCUCUUACUAUCACCGGAGAGGCCUGACCCUCUUGACCCCCUCUGUUAACUCCUAUGAGGACAAGGCGUGGUACGUCCCCCUGGUCCUGACCCUGAUGGCCUUGUUUUUUGUGGCGCUGGUUGCUUUUUUAUGCUGCCUUGUAUGGAAUUCUACGGGUCUCAAAGAGAGCUGCUGCUUGAAAGCUCCAAAGAAGAUAAAAGUGUUCAGAGAGGCUCCAAGGAAGGAAAAAAUGAAAACCACGACAGAAAUAAAGAAAUACAACACAGUGUUUGAUGGUGAAGCCGUGGACCCAGUGACUGGAAAGAGAUAUAAAUACAACAGCAGAUCAGGCGCAAGAAGGUGGAAGGACCCAAUCAUUGUCAGGGAAGUGGAAGAAGACAGGCUGUUCAAAGACACUGAGCUCUCUAUGGCAGCUUCAGCUGCUGAAAAACACUCCGAACUUCCAUCAGUUCUAAAGAAAUAAUAAGAAGAAAUGUAAAGAAGAACAUGUGUAUAAAUAUGUAUCAACAGUUAAGGCAGCAGUCAAAAUGUAGUUAGAAGACAUAAUGAAGUACUGACAUGGAAGAAUGAAGAUGUUCAAGCUGUCCAUGGUAUUCAUUAUUUGGUAUUGUGCCUUACUUAUGUUGUUACAUAGUGUUCUUGUUUGCUUUGUGAAGUAAAGUGUGA